Molecule: messenger RNA, 1491 nt
Organism: Exophiala bonariae
Lineage: Eukaryota; Fungi; Ascomycota; Eurotiomycetes; Chaetothyriales; Herpotrichiellaceae
Exons: 6
Coding region: 1-1491 (496 amino acids)
Molecular function (GO): monooxygenase activity; iron ion binding; oxidoreductase activity, acting on paired donors, with incorporation or reduction of molecular oxygen
Source: RefSeq, a predicted model, not a curated record
AUGUCUUUAAUAUGGCUCGUCGUGCCCUUCGCGCUGGGAUGGCUGGUGUACCAUUUCCGCUGGAGUUUCAACGCGCAGCUGAGUCGAAUCCCCGGACCCGUGUCCGCGAGGUUCUCCAGACUGUACCGUCUGUCCAUGGUAGCAAACGGACGUGCACCGCAGGAAUAUAAAGCCGCGCAUGACAGAUAUGGCUCGAUCGUGCGCCUGGGUCCGAAACACGUAUCGAUCGCGGAUCCUGCUGCCAUUCCAGUCAUCUAUGGGGUGGGCAGUAAGUUCUUGAAGUCGGAUUUUUACGGCCUCAUGACCCCGGUCUACCGCGGCCGACGCAUCGACAGCAUGUUCACAGCGCGGUCGAACGAAGUGCACAAGGCACUGAAAUCGCCUGUUGCGCAGUACUUCUCCAUGACUGGGAUGAAAGCCUAUGAGCCUUACGUCGACGAGUGCACGGAGAUAUUCAUGUCAGCGAUGCGCGGCUUGGAAGGCCAGACGGUCGAUAUAGCUGUCUGGCUGCAAUGGUAUGCCUUUGAUGUUAUCGCGAGCAUCACGUUCCAGAGACGAUUUGGAUUCCUCGAGCAGGCGAGAGAUAUUGAUGAUAUGAUUGCGCGCCUGGAUCGUGGGUUGCAGGUCGUCAAAUAUAUCAGCUCGUAUCCGGAACUAGGCGUCGUGGUCAGGCGGUUUCUCGGACCGUUGCUCUCGAUUUCUGGUCAAAAGGAUCCGCUCGUCGGCUUUUUGGACCUGUGUGACGAGGAAAUCGCGAGAUACGAUCAAUCCUCGAACGAGCAGAGUUCGCGGACGGAUUUUCUCUCUCAGCUGCGACAGAAGAAGAUGCCAUUGGGACCUGGGACCCCGGAUGAGAACAUGAUCAACCAUCUGAGCAAUAACCUGCUUGCUGGGAGCGAUACCACGGGCAUCUCGCUCCGAGCAUGUUUUUACUAUAUCCUCAAUAAUCCUGCGGUCCUCCACACGAUGCGCAAGGAAUUCGAUACCUCUGCAGCAGCGGGGUCGCUCUCGGAUAACUGUACGCUUGAGGAAGUUCUCAAGCUACCUUAUCUACAGGCUGUGAUAAAAGAGGCAAUGCGACUGCAUCCCGGAGUAGGUUUCCCUCUCGAACGAUAUGUUCUACCUGCGGGCGCCACGAUCUGCGGAGUGAAGCUGCCUGCUGGAACGAUUGUAUCCAUGUCGGCAUCGGUGGUGCAGCUUGACGAGAAAGUCUUCGGAGCCGAUGCUGCGGAGUUUCGUCCUGAAAGAUGGCUCGAUGGAGAGCAGGAGCAGAUUAAAUUGAUGGACCGGUCGCUGCUGGUGUUCGGUCAUGGUGCACGCUCUUGCAUCGGCAAGAAUAUUUCGCUCAUGGAAAUGAGUAAAUUCAUCACCCAGGUUCUAAGGAGCUUUGAUCUUGUUUGGGCCAAGCCGAAGCAUGAGUGGGCUACAGAAACUGCUUGGUUCUGGAAACAGACUGAUAUGCCUGUGGUAUUCAAGCGAAGGGAGGCGUAG